AUGGCGGACGGAGGAGCAGCGAGUCAAGAUGAGAGUUCAGGACCAGAUGUUAAAGUGAAUAAUCAGUCAGAAACUACUACUAAAUGUGCAAUGGAAAGUGGUGACGGGAACACCGGAAUCCAAACCAAUGGAUUGGACUUUCAGAGGCAGAUGGUGCCAACCACAAGUGCAAUCACUAAUGCACAUGCACAAGCCCUCUUCCAACAGUUGACUCUGACCCCAGCACAGCAGCAGCUGUUGCUCCAGCAGGCCCAAGCUCAGCUCCUGGCUGCAGCCGUGCAGCACUCAGCCAGCCAGAACAGCACCACUGGGGCCAGCAUCUCAGCCUCCGCAGCCACGCCCAUCACCCAGCUACCCCUGUCUCAGCCCAUCCAGAUUGCCCCUCAGCUACAACAGCAGAAUCUCAGUCUGCCUCAGAUUCUUCUGGUUCAGCCUGGCCACCCAAUCGCCACACCACUGUCCGCUCAGUUCAUCAUCUCACAGACAACGCCGGCCCAACAGGGCAUAUUGCAAGCCCAGAGUCUCAAUCAACUACCUCAAAGCCAAGCUAACCUCCUGCCGACUCAACCAAGCAUCACCCUCGCAACCCAGCCUGCAACACCAACCCGCACAACAGCAACCACACCUAUUCAGUCCCUGCCCCACAGUCAGACACCACCCAAACGGCUGGAUACACCAACUCUGGAGGAGCCUAGUGAUCUUGAGGAGCUGGAGCAGUUUGCCAAGACCUUCAAACAGAGACGUAUCAAACUGGGCUUCACACAGGGGGAUGUUGGCCUGGCCAUGGGGAAGCUGUAUGGAAACGACUUCAGCCAAACUACCAUCUCUCGCUUUGAGGCCUUGAAUCUGAGCUUUAAGAACAUGUGCAAACUCAAGCCAUUGCUGGAGAAGUGGCUCAAUGAUGCAGUUUGUGCAGAGAACCUGACGUCUGACCAGGCCCUGUCCAGCCCCAGUGCCCUGGGCUCCCCAGGCAUGGGCAUGGAGGGGAUCAACCGCAGACGGAAGAAAAGGACCAGUAUCGAGACCAACAUUCGAGUGGCCUUAGAAAAGAGCUUUCUGGAGCAGAACCAAAAACCUACCUCUGAAGAGAUCACCAUGAUCGCUGACCAGCUCAACAUGGAGAAGGAGGUGAUUCGGGUCUGGUUCUGCAAUCGCCGACAGAAAGAGAAGAGGAUUAACCCCCCCAGCAGUGGCAGCAGCGGAGGAGGCAGCACCCCCAUCAAAACCAUCUUUACCCCCAGCAGCCCUUUGGUGGCCAGCACAGCAAGCCUUGUGAGCAGUCCAACUAUUAACACACCCACCACUCUGACUGUAAACCCAGUGAUGCCUCUCACCAGCACCAGCGUCUCCAGUUUGUCUUUCACAGGCACGACAGUUGGAGCCACAAACACUGCAUCAGUCAUCUCCACUGCACCUAUGGUUACCACAGCAACUAGCUCUCCAUCUUUAAGCCCAUCCCCGACAACUAUUCAGUCCACGACCACAGAGAACAGGCCUGGCACUCAGGCACAAACGAUCGUCACCCAGGCUCCAACAUCCAUAGCUACCACUUUAGGGACGGGUCAGGUGAUGGUGGCUUCUCCGGGGCUGUCUGCAGCGCUGCAGAAUGCCACCCAGUUACCCACCAGCGCCAGCUUUGCGGCUAUGGCUGCUGCUGCUGCAGGGCUCAACCCAGGACUGAUGGCGUCCUCCCAGUUUGCUCAGGGGGGUGCCCUCCUCAGUCUGACUCCUGGUGCCCUCAGCAGCGCGCUGAGUCCUGCUCUCAUGAGCAACAGUACCCUGAUUCAAGCACUGGCAUCGAGCGGCAGCAUCCCCAUCACUUCUCUGGACGGCGGCAACCUGCUGUUCGCCAACACCUCUGCCGGUAACACGCCCAACCUGGUGACCACGCCGCUCUUCCUGAACCCACAGAACCUGUCGCUGCUCACCAGCAACCCCGUGAGCCUGGUGUCGGCCGGGACGGGGGGGCUUCAGGUCACUGCUGAUGCUCAUCAUCAAGCCACCACGGCUGCUGUGCCUGUGCAAGCCUCGACCAUUACCACUGCCUCCAAGGCUCAGUGAAGCCAGUCAGGCUGCAUCCUGAAUUAACACCCUGUUUCUUACGUCGGGCACUACUCCUUAUCACACCAUGUAGGGAAUAGGGUGGUUGUUUGAUAAAGGCUCUGUGCUUCACUAACCACCCCACAUUCUUUCCAUUGUAUCUACCAUUAUUUAAUCCUUUUGCUGCCACCAAAAAACAAAACAACCUCAAAAAAAGGUUGGUCCUUUUCCUUUUUUUUUUUUUUUUUUUUUUUUUAUAGUUUAUUUUUUCCUGUCUUUUCCUUUAUGAUUCUUGGAUGUUUUUCCACAAACAGUUGCCAGAUGGACACUGUUGUUGGCCUGCCAGUCCUCAUGAACCUUGACAAGUGUCCAGGAAGAAAAUAUCCUCGGCACCAUCAAGCUGUUCACAUUUUGUACAUAUACCCUUCUAUUUCCAGGUCAGAAUUUUCUCUGAAACACUUCUAACCAAAAACAAGAACUUUCCUCUUUUAACAUUCAAACUUUACUGAUUUACUACUAAUUUCACAAUGUUCAUCAUCACUAAUGGGGGUUUGUGUGUCACCCUCUUUUUAAUUAUCUUUUGGGUUUAUAGGACAGGCCUUGACGUAAAUCAUAUCAAGAUAUUGUAGAGACGUUUUCUUCCUUUAUCUUUACUGUCUAUAUUUUUUUUUUUUACAUUUUCAGAACUUUUUAAGUCUAAUAUUAAGUUAAGAUUUAACUAUCACUUUUUAAUCGUGGUUAUAAGGCUUUAAAAACAAGUAAUAAGUGGCCGAUAUAAAGGUUAUCAUUGCUUUAAGGGUCAGAGAGACCAGGUGUGUCUCUCUGAGUCUCUCUUCUGGAAACACUGAGUUUUACAUUUCGCAUGCGGUGACGAAGUAGCCACCGAGCUUUUGUAAAAUGACAGUCUAGAUGUGGAUUAUAGACACUGACAGAAAAUGACUGAAAAUCUUACAUUGAGAGCUUUAAAGUGAGCUGCAGACAUGCAGUCCUGCGUCUGAUUAAAGGGUGAUUUGUUUUGGUUUGUGAUCCAUUGGAAAACUGUACAUUAUGUUUGGAUUCCGAGGUAGAAAGUAGAUGUCUGCAUGUGUUUUCAACAGCUCAGGCAGAUGCUGAAAGUUCAGCAACUGCAUGAUCCACAAGGCUCUGCGGUCUGUGUUUGGGGAGGACUAGUCACGGGACGUGGUCAUUGUACGAAAUGUACGGUGGCAUUGGCUAGAUGGGGUUAUUGUAUUGUGUUUUUUGUUUCUUUUUCUUUUUUAACAGUAGUACCGUCGUAUCUACUUGUGCACAGUAUCUGUACCAAAAAACUGGAUUGAUGAGCUGCAGUCUGCCUGUUUUGGGAGGAAUGAAAUUCUUUUGUCUGCAGUCAUUUGACUGGCUUACGUACUUUAAGAUAUACCAAAAAUAUUUGUUAAAAUAAUUGCUGUGUGUAGUCGGUGUAGCUUAGUCUAGUCAAUAUAUUUAUGAGUACAGAAUCUCUCUUCAUUGUCAACAGAAUAUAGAAAUGCAAUAUUUUGAAGAUCAUUUUCCAAAGAUUACAUUUUUUGUUAAUUUGACCAAGUGUCUCAUAGCUCAAUUUUUAAUUGGCAGCACAACUGACCAAAAAGGAGGGAUUGGUGGGUUGGAGCAUGAGAAAGUAGUUUAUUUUUUCUCUUAAAUUUUUUUUCUACCGCUGGGGCCUCGCCCUUAAUUCUUAAUCUGGUUUUCUGUGAGCCAUUUGAUGGCCUGUUUCCUUUCUAAUCUGUUUUGGUAGCAGUUUUGAACUUUUCUGAAGCAUUAUGGAAAGGGUCUGUUUUUUGUUUUUGUGCUAAUAUUCAGCCAUAAAACAACAGCUUGAACCAAAGUGGUUUUCCUCAGUAGUUGCUGUGCCUGUCUGAGCACACAAGUUGCCGUUCACACGAUCUCUACUUUCCUCAAAUUGUUUUUUAUCCUCUUCCACUUCGGUCAAUACCCGAUUAUUUUUGUUCCUGAUUUGGUGCUGCUGGAUAAGGAUCACAGAAACUUAGCUUUAACAACUUGCUGCUGAAGCUCCUGGUGGAGUUGAGCUGUCGAGAGGCCUGCAUGCUUUCUUAUAGCUUUAUGACUACAUCCUGUAAAAAAUCAGGCUUUUGUAGUCCCGACCCUCCCGGCUGGAGGGCUCACCUAUGUAAAUGCAUAGAUCUGAUCGUCACACUUCACCUCCUCUCAGCGCCGCCAUUUUGAACCAGCAUGUUGGGGAAACAAUAUGCUGCUCCCAAAAAGAAUCUGUCUGUGGACUAGUUUAAAACCUGCCAAAACGAUCUUACGCAACACAGCGGUGGGAUAAGUACUGUUAUGUGCUACACAUUCAGCUAAACCCCACACAAAAGUAGCAUUGUUCUGCUUCAAAACGACAAAACGAAUUAACCCAGUGAUUAUUAAAUCAUUGAGACUGUAAGCAGUGAAAUUUGUCCAUGUUAUCCUCUUGUGUACUUCUUUUCUGUUGAAUUAUUUUUGACUGAAUAUACCUCAGCAGCAACACAACAUAAGGUUCACCUUUAGACAUUUCUGUGUAUAGAGCAUUGUAGAAUGUAUAAGUACUGUCUGGCUUGCCAUUCAAAGUUUAUACUGAUGAACCAUACAUAGGAACCAUACAUAAAAGGACAACCUACUACUGCUAUUUUCUAGUACUACUAUUUAUGGGGUAUUUCCAGGUUUGAAUAUUAUUUUGAGAUCCUUCUUGCCAAAGUAAAAGCCUUUCUCUUUGCAGCUUGGUGGGUGUCUGGCUGCUCAUGUUGCUGGUUUUGCCCUGUCCUCGAGGCCCGCGAGGGGCCCGACGACCUCAGUCCUGUUUCCAGUGCUGUUCGUAGUUACUUAAGAGUUGAACGUUCGCUAGCAAGAUGAACCAGUUGCCGUCGGCACCAUAGGAUGUUACUGAAAUAUUUAUCUGAGGAAAGACUUAAGAAUUAGAGAAACGAUCUUUUCUUAAUUCUAUACAUAUAAAUAUAUAUAUAAACACUUGUAAGAUAUUCAUAUUUUAUAUUUGAACCAGUAUGUUAUCAAGACUGAAUGUAGUGAUUAUCAUCCUUACUCGAAAAGAAAUUCUCCCCUAAAUCUUUCUUCUUAUAUUUUUAUUUUUAACUUUCAAGACCAAAAAAAAAAAAAGCAAAAGAAAAUACGAGAUGAAACCCGAGACCGCGCCUCGGUGUGGACUCGCCGACUCCCGCGUCCUGUCGCUCAUCGGCGAGGUCUUUUCAACAGGAGGGAGCUCGUUCAGGCGCUCCUGGCAGACAGGUCCUGUGGUUGGCAGGAGACUCUGAAGCAUUCGAUCUUAAUCUUUUCAUAGAUAUUUUUAUUUUGUGGUUUUCGGUUGAGUCGUUGUGGACUUGAUUUGCUGUGCUGUCUUUAACAAUCAUUAGUUGUUUUGUUUUAAAUAUUACUUUAUGCCUUUAAUUGUUUUGUAUAGUGUGAGAGGGCAAGAUCACUGGCUUUCUUAGUUUGAUAAAGAAGAUUAACAUUAUCAUUUAUGCCUUAUUGUUACGUAGAAGACAUGAGCAUUGUAGCAUUGUUGUUCUUGUGUGCGUCUGCGAGUGAGAGCUUGAGCGUCGAGCUCACCUGGUGCAUUGUUGUCACUGAAACAUUACAGUGUACUUUGGGCAUUUUGGAGCGUGGGAUGAUUACGUUGCUACCUAUGUGUUUUAGGUGUGGCUCGGACAGGUUGGGGGAUACCUGUGAGAAAAGCUUUACUAAUAAUUCCAGCAGGUGGAUGGAUGUGUGUGCGUGAGUGUGUGUGUCUUAUAAAGAGAGAAUAGGGAGGGCAGUCUGCAAACCAUUAUGGUGCAUUUUUCCCAUCUUCCAGCGGGUGUUUAGAGUGAUUUUUUUUUUUUUUUUCAAAGGGUGAGACAAGAGUGCUUAUUUUUGUUGUUGCCUGGAGGGAGGUUCUCUACUGAUUUAACUACAGGCUUUAAGCGAGCCGUUGCCAAGCCAGCUUUUGGUUUGUUUUGGUAAAACUCCAGUUUGUGGUCAACUUCUGCUCUUGUGAACCGUCUACUUGGCACUGACUUUAGCUUUUAACGCUACAGUUUCAGUAGGUGAUCCGAAUAUUUCAAGACGCUCCUGCGGAUCAACCGUGCGCCAAGUCGUAGUUUUGUUGACCCACCACACUGGUUUGCUGGAUUUUAAUGUCGACAAAGGACGCGUGGAGCACCAUUAAAGCAAAAGGAGCUGUUGUAUACCUCAUUUCUAACUCAAGACUGAGUGAAACCUGCUUUAAUCUACUUAAGAAAUAAGGAAAAUGUUAAAAAAAAAACUAAAAAAACCAAAAAAAAACCUCAUAAAAAAAAAAAAAACACGAAAAUAGACAAACUUGUGUCAGUGGAGAAGCCUGCUCAUACCUGUACUUAGAGAAGGGUUGUGGAAAAAGCUGCCACAAGAGGGAGACAGAAUACAUACCAGUACUCUUUGAAUGUCUGCUGUUUUUCUUUUCACACUUUUGAUGAUGUAUUUUAGGAGUGAAUAGAAGUUAUUUGUUGUGACUUAAGAUGAACUUUUCGUGAAUUGUAUUCCUUUAAAAUUUAUUUUCUGUUGUGUUGACAGAAUCCCCUUCACGUUUGAACACUUGUUUAAGUUUGACAAUCCUCUUUUUUUAUUUAAAGUUUUUUUUUUUAUUUUAUUAUUUUCUUUAAGUGUUACCCUGACCAGGUACAGGUAUGUGCGCGUCUUCCCACAUGACGGUGCGCUGUCGCGGCCCGCUCUCGUUUUCCUGCGGUAACAACAUUAACCAAAGACUUCUAACUUGAUUGUAUACGAACGACACGCACCUCUCGCCCAUCCCCGCCUCACUGCUCAGCAUCAAAUCGCGGCUGCACGCUCUCACCCGGUCCCGUCUGUAAAGAGUUUUGCUUUUUAUUGCAUGCGAAUGUGCGUCCGCCCGGAAACACUCGGGCGUCCUGUCGGUGCAGCGGUUUCAGUGCCUGUGGGCGGGGAUCGGAGGGAGCUGAGCGGGAGCUUGAGCGGGCUUCUCCGACAGACACGAACCAAUGUGGUGGUAGCUGGGUGAUGUUUGUUAAUACACACUGAGGGUUAAUCCUGUGCACACUGUACCUGCUCAGGACUCUGUAUGUUUGUCUGUCUUGAGCGCUGUUGCUAGGAUGUCCUCCUCCUCCUCUCCCCCUUCCCCUCACCCUGGUCCCUCUCCUCCACUGUUUCUCUCUCAAGGACUGUGGUGAAAAUGCUGUUCCUGCCUCUCACAGUGCGUCUGUCUCUUCCUCAUCAUCUGUACACUGUAGUCCCAGGACAUAAAACCCUGUUGUCUCCAGGAAUACACAUCCUGCGGUUGUUAAAACUCACUGCUGUGCCCCCCACUCCCCAUUUCCUCCUCCUCCUCCUUUCCUCUCCUCCCUCCUUUGACAUCGUCUCUUCACUACAGACUCUGAUCAGCUGUGACACUAUGCAUCAUGGUCCUUCACUCUGCAUGGACUGUGUCCCUCCGGCUCAGACUUCUGGCCGACGGGCUUCAGUGACACUUUGUUUAAUGCUUUACUCCAAGUGAGGCUGUAGGACCUCACAAGCGCUAUCCCAAAGCAAAAAUCCAAAUAUUUAACUUUUGACAAAUGCAGAUACCAAAGAUAUCUCUCUGUCCUGUGUGUCUCUGUCUGUUUUUUCUCUCCCUCCCACCCUGCAGCAUGUGUAUUAAGAGACAAACCCAGCACUGGCUUUAGUCCUAGCCUCAGUAAUUCCAAAGCUUAGAUGUAUAUUUUGGUAUAUUUCUGAGAAAAACUUACGUGAAAAAGCGUCUGUUUCUCGUUUGUUUGUUGUAAUCUCUUUUUCCUGUCACAGCAUGGAACUAAUUGCAGAACUGUCUUACUCUUGGUAGGUUAAAGAUAUAGUAUUUUUGUAUGUUUUUGGGUGUGUUAUGUGUGUGGUUUAUCAGUUCACAGCCCAAGUGACUAUUGCUAUCAACAGAGAGAGAAAAACGAGAAAAAAAACAAAACAAAACAGAAAACGCCAACCAUGUACAUAUUACGUCUGUGUAUCUCAAGAAAUGCAUUCUGUAAAACAUUUCACGUUGGAAGCUUGGGCUCAUCUAAAGGAAUGUGUUCCCGUUUUAUUUCCCCUUUUUCUUAUUCUGCAGUCUGAUACGAAUUGACUUUCCAGGACUCGAAUGUAAAGAGUUUUGGUUUCCAUCGUGGAAUACAACACUGAGGGACACUGCUCCGAUCUGACUACAAAAAAAUGAAAAAGAAAAAAAAAAAAAAAAGGCUUCCAGUCAUGGCGGCAUAGAACUGAAAGAUUGUGUAGGAGUUUUAAGUAUGUGAAUCAGGAUACAUAGUAGAUUUUGAUGCAUUUGUCUGCUGUAUUUUUGUUUGUUUUGUUUUUAUACACAUAUAAAGAUAAUCUUUUACUGUAAAUGUACAGUUCUUUUGUUGUAAACAUCAUUAAACCAUUUUCCAAGUGUU
This is a messenger RNA of Stegastes partitus (bicolor damselfish), 8456 nucleotides long. It is a transcript of the gene pou2f1b, whose product is annotated as POU class 2 homeobox 1b. The transcript has 14 exons. Gene Ontology annotation, biological process: regulation of transcription by RNA polymerase II. The record is from RefSeq and is a predicted model, not a curated record. NCBI's taxonomy places the organism in Eukaryota, Metazoa, Chordata, Actinopteri, Pomacentridae. Bases 1 to 2061 code for a protein of 686 amino acids. Gene Ontology annotation, cellular component: nucleus. Gene Ontology annotation, molecular function: DNA-binding transcription factor activity, RNA polymerase II-specific; RNA polymerase II cis-regulatory region sequence-specific DNA binding.